Aspergillus vadensis CBS 113365 is the source of this 6760-nucleotide messenger RNA. RefSeq lists its product as uncharacterized. The transcript has 4 exons. NCBI's taxonomy places the organism in Eukaryota, Fungi, Ascomycota, Eurotiomycetes, Eurotiales, Aspergillaceae. The coding region runs from base 475 to 6363 and encodes 1962 amino acids. Gene Ontology annotation, cellular component: nuclear pore; nuclear pore cytoplasmic filaments. Gene Ontology annotation, biological process: post-transcriptional tethering of RNA polymerase II gene DNA at nuclear periphery; RNA export from nucleus; protein import into nucleus. Gene Ontology annotation, molecular function: structural constituent of nuclear pore. The record is from RefSeq and is a predicted model, not a curated record.
CGCUCUCCCUCCCUCUCUCUCUUCUCUUCCUUGGCUCUCGCAGCUUCUUCCCUCGACCACCGUCGCGCGUCCUCCUCCCUCUGCUUCACCUCGUCACUUUUUUCCCCGACUGCCACUCAAGUCGAUUCCCUUCAGACUUGCUCACCUACUAGCUCCGACGGUACUUUUCCGUCUGUAGCUAGUGUGGCCUUUUUCGUCACUUUUACCCUUUCACCUUUUUUUUCUUCUUUUCUUCCCUUCUCAAAACAAACACCCGUGCUCACCAGCGCGUCGACAUCGUCUUUCCAAACUUACGCAACGUUGUCGCUUUAUCUUACGCUAGCGCGCUACGGUUGUUCUUUUCGCAAAAUAUCCAUUCAUACGGAGCUCUAAUCAUCGUCGUUCUAAACGAUCUUCCCGAGCCUUCCAACCUUCGAUCGCAGACGUCCUUCGAACCGAAUGACUCCCUAAUAUAAAGCAUCAUCAUUCAACAAGAUGUUCGGAGGUUUCGGACAAAACAACCAGCAAAGCUCCGGCUUCGGGGCAGGCUCUGGCUUUGGUGGCACGAGUACUGGUGGAGGAUUCGGAACUGGCACGCAGAAUCAGUCGACGUCCCUGUUUGGAGGACAAAAUCGCACGAGUGGAUUCGGAACUGGAACUUCGACCGGAGGAGGCCUUUUCGGAAGCGGAACUGCCACAGCUGGUGGUAGUAGCGGGUUCGGCGGCUUCGGAACGUCCUCCAACACUGGCGGAGGGUUCGGCAGCACUGGCACUGGCACUGGCACUGCCGCUAGCACUGGGGGUGGGCUAUUCGGCAACAAAACUGGGGGUUUUGGCAGCUCAGCUGGCACCGCUGGUGGAUUCGGUACAAGCGGUGGCACUGGUGGCUUCGGCAGUACCGCAUCGGGCUUCGGUAGCGGGACAGGAACUGCCUUCCAGCAAGCCAUUCCUCCCUCUGAUGGCACUGGAAGCACGCCAUUUAGUCCCUUCACUGAGAAGGAUGGUAACACCACGGGGAUGAAUCACUACCAAAGUAUCACCUUCAUGCAGCCGUACAGCAAGUAUUCCUUUGAAGAACUUCGCUUAGGUGAUUACAACCAAGGCCGUAGGUUCGGCAACGGUAGCGGCCAAGCCGGUGCCUUUGGCACAUCGGCCUUUGGUGGAUCUGGCUUUGGACAACAGUCGACCGGCGGCUUUGGAAGCACUUCCACGCCAUUCGGAGGCGGAACCAGUGCUCCCUCGACCUUUGGACAGACGCAGACGGCGGGUGGAUUUGGAUCUAGCACCAACUCCAACCCCUUGUUCGGAGCAGCAAAGCCGGCCACUUCCUUAUUUGGAGGUGGAACUGGUACUACUGGCACCUCCCAGCCAAGCCUCUUCGGUGGAAACACAUCUACUACUGCUACUACGGGUGGAUUUGGAAGCGGCACAGGAACCACCGGCUUUGGUGCUGGAACCGGCGGAUCUCUGUUUGGUGGCAGCGCGAAUAACAAUACCCAACAACAGAAGCCUCUAUUCGGAAACAGUGGCUCCACCGGCACAGGUUUUGGCAGCGCCUUUGGCGCGCAAAACACAAGCGCCGCCUCUCCUUUUGGUGGUACUGCUGCGACCUCCUCUCCCUUUGGCGGCCAACAACAGCAGCAAACCGGUACCGGCUUGUUCGGAGGUGGGCUCGGUCAGCAAAACCAAGCCCAAAAUCAGCAGCAGACUCAGAACAAAGGAUUGUUUGGCGGAUUCGGCUCAAACACGCAGCAGCAGUCCAGUACCCCGAGUCUCUUCGGCAAUACUGGGGCUGGCACUGGCACCGGCACGACUGGCUCUUCUCUCUUUGGCCAGAACACUCAGCAACCACAACAGCAGUCGACUGGUGGAUCGCUCUUUGGAAACAACCAGCAAACCGGCACAAGCUCCCUUUUCGGCGGAGGCCAGCAGCAGGGCCAGAAGAGCUUGUUCGGCGGCAGCACGCCUGCCACCGGCACCGGCACCGGCACCAGCGCAUUUGGCGGCUUUGGUAAUACUCAGAACCAGCAGACGGGUGGUGGCCUGUUUGGCGGCGCCCAAAACCAGCAGCAGCAGAAGCCGAGUCUAUUCGGCGGUGGCACUGGAACCGGCGGUUCUCUCUUCGGAGGACAGAGCACCACGACUCCGAGCACCGGCGGUUCGCUUUUCGGUAACACGCAGAGUCAGCCUCAGCAGACUGGGGGGCUUGGUACCUCGAGUCUUUUUGGCGGCAGCCAGCAGGCACAGCCCCAGCAAGCUCAGCAAUCACAGCCGGCCCCUGGUAGCUUGCAGGCCUCUCUUUUGGACGGCAACCCCUAUGGCAACCAGUCCAUCUUCUCUGGCUUGCCAGCCCCGAGCGCUUCCAGCCCUGGCCCCUUGGCGACGCCACUUUCGUCUGCCGCCAAACAGAAGCAGCGCACUCCGCUCCCUGUCUAUAAGAUCACCCCCAAUGCCGCUAACCGCCUUCUUACACCCCCCAAACGCCAGGGAUACGGAUUCUCUUACUCCACCUAUGGCUCACCUUCGAGCUCUGCUGGUACUCCUAGCGGACUUGGUGGCAGCGUGCUGGGUGGAAGCCUGCGUGGAAGUGUCAAUGGAAGUCUUGGGCGCUCGAGCUUUAGCAAGAGUUUGUCUACCAGCAAUCUGCGCAAGACAUUCGAUCCCGACACCGACAGUGUCUUGUCGCCCGGUGCACUUACCUCUGGCAGCUCCCGUCUGUCAAGCGGCAGCCUGAAGCGCCUCACCAUUGAUCGUAGCCUGAGGAAUGACCUCUUUGCUCGCCCAGCCAGUACCCCAGCUGCCCCGAUCACCAACGGCGAAGACGCAGCACAGCCGGCCGAUAAGAUGAAGAAGAAGGUCAGCUUCGAUUCAUCGUCGGAUACGCCAGCCACUGGAGGAGAGAUCGUUCCGGUGCAGUCUCAAAGCCCCGAGCCUACUCCGGAGGAAUUGGGAUUCCUGCGCUCCAUCCGCAAGAGCAACACAGUCAAUGGCCUCAAUGGCAUCAAGCCUAGCGAGCCUUCUAUCCGUCCUGAGAUGGAGUCUGUUCGUGGUAAUGAGCUUGCCGUUGUCCCCGAGAAUGCGGCGACGACCUCAACUACUCCUGAGGGCCCCUCUCGUCUGCCUUUCGUUCCUGGUGGAGACCCGCAACCGGGCGAGUACUGGAUGAAGCCCACCCGCGCUGAGAUCAGCAAGCUGAGCCGAGAGCAGCAGAAGAAGUUUGUUGGCUUUACUGUUGGUCGUCAAAGGUGCGGCCAAGUGACGUUCGAUGAGCCCGUUGAUCUGACCACCGUGGACUUGGACCGCAUUUUCGGCGACCUUGUAGACAUCGGUGUGCGCAAGAUCACCGUGUAUCCGGAUGAGACCAUCAAGCCCCCGAGGGGCAAGGGCCUGAACGUUCCCUCCACCCUUCGCAUCGAAAAUUCUUGGCCUCGGGGUCGCGACAAGAAGUCACCUUCCCCUCUCACCAGCGGCCCUCUGUUCGAUAAGCACGUCGACCGCUUGAUAAAGGUGCACAACACCGAGUUCGUGGACUACGAAAAGGAGACCGGCACGUGGGUGUUCCGGGUGCCCCAUUACACCACCUAUGGUCUUGAUUAUGAUAGCGACGAGGAAGAAGAAGGUGAGAGCCUCAACCAAAGCACUUUUAGUGCUGCUCCUGACACUCCGACUCCGAAGGCUCAAACCCCCGCCAACCCCGAUACGACCAUGGGCUCGGAGAUGAUGUCUGCCUUCUCCACUGAUGACUCCUUUGUGGGUUCAAUGGCUGGCGUCGACGAUGAUACCUUUGAUUUCAAAAAGCGUAAGAUUGUCCCGGGUGCGUUUGGCAACCAAAUGAUGGAGACGGUUGAGGACCAGCGUUCGGUCUCUGGAGACGAUGAGGAGUCUUUUUUAGGGGAAGGCUCCACGGGUUCGACUAUUGAGCAAGACGGCGAUGAUAUCACCGAAAGCCAACAUUCUGGCGAGUCACUAGUCGAAUUGGAUGAGGGCGAGGAAAUGGACAUGGCGGGCACCUUUCCAGACCUCCAUCCUACCGUGGAGCGCGAUGACACCCAAAGCACCGAUACCUUUAUGGAGACCACCCAGCCUGUAUUGAAGCCUUGGAACACGCCUUCGAAACCUCGUCUCGACCUUACUGGAGACUGGGCGGAGCAUCUGCAACGCACCAUCAGUCCCCGGAAGCAAGAUCGCGAUGCACUUCGUGAGAUCCAAGCCAAUGCCUUUACCGACCGGUCUCUCCGUGAGGAUACCCCCAAGCCAUCUGCCGCCGAUACCAGGCAAAAGGGCUUCGCCACCAGCAUCGAUUUGAUGAAUUCUUUGUUUCAGCAACCACGCAAACAACAGGCCGCAUCUCCUUUGAAGGCACAAAGCGUGCGGCCUAAUGGCUUUGAGUGGCCUUAUAACAAGAAGCCCAAGACUUUUGCUGGCGAAUCCCACGAGCUAAGCGAAGACGACCUUGCUUUCCAUCAAUCAUUCAAACCGCGUUGGGGCACGCUGAACUCUCUUCUCUGCGCCAAGAAUGAUAUGUCGGACAUGCAGGCGGUUGAUAGCGCUUGGAGGCACAAGCUUUCUGUGACUAGCGAAGGAAGGGAUGUGGCUCUCUUGGAAUACAACACACCCGUGGAACCGAGUGAGAUGCUGGAUGCCCAGAGGAAGCUGACUGCCGUUUCACGUGUUGACGGGGUUCCCUUUGCUCGUCUGGCAAAGGCCGACUUCCGGGAAUUCGUGCAAGCUUCGAACUUGGUACAAUCUGACCACGAGCGACUUCUCUGGCAGCUGGCCAACAUCCUCUUCAACGACAAGACUGAGGAUGAUAUUUCCGCUGGCGUGCCACCCAAUCUUCGUUCCAAGUACAUUCACCGUAUCAAGAAAGACCGCCUGACCCGUCUGUGGGAAGGUAUCGUACGUGAAAAGCAUGCACAGGCUGUGGCCAAGGCCAGCUCAGCCGAGGAGCGUGCCUUUUACUUGUUAUGCUUGCAUCGGGUUGAGGAGGCUUGCAAGGUCCUGAUUGCUAGUCAGAAUUUCCAUCUCGCGACACUGGUUGCUCAGAUCGCGCGCGAUCCCACGACGCGCACUGAUAUGGCUAAACAGAUUGAAAUGUGGCGCCAGAACAAUGUGUAUUCUGAAAUGAGCGAGCCCGUCCGAGCUUUGUACGAACUUCUAGCCGGCAACGCCCUUCGCAGCGAAGGCAAAACCACUGGUGCGCUGGAGGAUCGUCUUUCUACUUUCACCUUCUCUGAGCGAUUUGAGUUGGAUUGGUUCCAGGCUUUCGGCCUUCGUCUCUGGUAUGGUAUCACCGACGAUGAGCCCAUCGAAGCUGCCGUCUGCCAGUUCGUGGACGACCUCUACGAAGGGAAUGAGCCGGCCCUUCCGACGCCUUACAACCAGGAAGACAUCGUAGAUCGCGAAUCUCCUCUAUGGGUUUUGCUGAAAGUGUAUGCCACGACAACUGGUGGAGCUGCUCGGACGGCCAAUCUCCAUCCACAGGAGUUCCCGGCUGUUCUCCUGCCUGAGUCGGUCAGCGGGGAUAAGCAGUCAAGCCGGUUGUCCUUCCAGCUUUGUCACAUUCUUGCGGCAGCCAUUGGGCAGCACGAAAGUUUCCAAGUCAACACGGCGCAGUUGGACCAGCUCGUGUGGGACUAUGCUUGGGAGCUUUGCUGCAGUGGCACUGUGAACCGGGCACUGUUCGUCCUCCUCCACCUCUCGCAUGCAUCCGAUCGCGAGCGUGCUGUGAAGGAGACUCUAGCCCGGUUUGCGCCCCAGCUGCCGGAGCCGGUCACCUCAGACGGCCAAACCAACGUGAUGUGGACUUAUCUUACGCAUGAUCUUCAGCUGCCUGAGAGCUGGAUCUGGGUUUCGAAGGCGCUUUAUGCUCGCGACACGGGUGAUGCGGCACGCGAAGUGGACUAUCUUGUCCGUGGCAAGAACUGGAACGAUGCCCACGCUACCUUCUGUCGUGUUGUGGCGCCAACUGCCGUGAUUGAGGGUGACUAUGGCACGCUAGAGAUGCUGGUGUCGGGCUUUGGCGAGGAACCUGAGCGAAAGGUGCGCGGCUGGGCCAAUGGUGGUGGCAUUUACGACGACUUCCUGCGCCUGGCUACGGCCAAGAGCGGCAAGCGCGAUGCUACCCGGCUUGCCCGGUUAGUAAGUGCCUUGGUGAAGAUGGGCGACAAGGUCAGUCAGGGAUCGGGUGUGGAAGGAUUAGAGGAACGUGUAGCCUUCCGGGAAAUGAGCCGCGUGGUUGCCACUUGGACUGGGCAUGAGGACUCAAAGGCAAUCGAGCUGUCCAGCGUACUCAGUCUGCCUUUGACGGGCGACGCACGCCUUGCACAGACGGCCGAAAUGAGUCGGCGGUACUACAGUCUCAUCAUGGCUGGGGGCUAUUGAUCUACCAUGGUUUCGGGAAUUUGGGUGGAAGGGACUCCGUUGUUUGGAUGCAGCAUACCGAGUGCUGGUCGAAGCUGAAUCUUUGAUAUCUUGCAUCUUUUUGUGUCUAUGGGUUGACGGAACGACAUGCAGCCAUUGUGUAACUUAGAUCCUGUUUUCACUUCUCUGUUUUUGUUCGUUGUGUUUCUAUUUUCUUUUCCUUGGUUCUUGGAUGCAUUCCGUCCUCGGACUUUGCAGAGGGCGCAGAACUCUGGGUGUGUAAGUUAGCUAGCAGGUCCUUGUGAACGAAACAGUAAUUGCGCAAAGUAAUCAUCUUGACAUUUCCAAGUCUACGAAGUAGCAGCAUCUCCUAUUAGGAGCAAGUCGCCUAAAUUCAACUCACCCCCAAAUUAUAUCC